UGGCGGUUUUUCUAACCUCAUACUUGACCUUUUAUCAGUUCAGUCUCAGAGAGAGAGGCGAUAAUUAAUAUAUUUUCUUAAAUCUUUGAGCUUUCGUUGAACCCUCUUUUUUAAAGUAAAAUGUGAGCUUUCAUAAGCAGCAGACAGUGAUAAACUGCUCUACUUUAGAUGCUGUGCGUCUCAGCUGCUUCUUAUUGUGGCACCCCUCCCACCUCCAUCCCGUUCCUGCUGUUGCUCCCUCUAUUUACCCUCAUACCCAAUCGAUGCGUGUCGUCAUCAGGGGGGGCCAUCGCCACGACUAGUCUGUUAAGAAUGACAGCUCAAAAGGAAGGGAGAGAGCGAAUGGUGAUCCUUCCCCGAGCUCCCUCUCUGCACUCUGGAGCACUCUCCUCUUGAGGGUCAGACCGGAUUUCAGCCCCUCUUUUACCAGAACCCUCCCUUCAUCCUGCGAGCAAACUCUCCCACCCGCCUCCAGCUCCAGCGCCAUCAUCCCCGCAGCCUCACGCCCCUCCAACCUGACACAGUCGGCGUUUGGACGCGCGCUCUCCCGCAACCAGGAGGCUGUUUUUAACCUGUGAUGGAAACCAGAGAGGAGGCAGCGCGGCUGGCGGAGGGGGGUCCGUUUGGUAAGAAAGACUCAAGCAUGCCAAAAGCUACUGGGAGCCCCGUGCGGGAGCCGCAGGGCUACAGGAGGUGUAUCAGCCCCGGAGAUGUGGCAUUUCCCCGAGACAGGACGGAGCUGGGGGCGGACGAGACCGUGCGGAGGAAUGUGUGCGCCGACGCGAGGCCGGUUGGCCGCGCUGCUUCCGUGGAGAGGCGCCGGUGCGACAAGCCCCGCAGGGACGGCAGCAGCUCAGACACCGAGUCGGACUUCUAUGAAGAAAUAGACGUGAGCUGCACGCCUGAAAGCAUGGACUACCCGACUGCUAAAGGUCAAAUAGAAGAUUCUCCAGGUCGCCGGAGUGACGCAGGAGGUGACCCGGGUAAGACGGUACCGGGUCAAAGCACUCUGUCCUAUGCAGCGGACCAGAUUCGCCGGUACCGAACCGCCUUCACCCGGGAGCAGAUCGCCCGGCUGGAGAAGGAGUUCUAUAGGGAGAACUACGUGUCCAGGCCGAGGAGAUGCGAGCUGGCGGCUGCAUUGAAUCUUCCAGAAACCACCAUCAAAGUGUGGUUUCAAAACCGAAGAAUGAAGGACAAGCGCCAGCGUCUGGCCAUGACUUGGCCUCACCCAGCCGACCCCGCCUUCUACACCUACAUGAUGAGCCACGCCGCGGCCACGGGGAACCUGCCUUACCCCUUCCCAUCUCACAUGCCCCUUCCCUACUACUCCCCCCUAGGUGUUGGCGCCGGCUCCGCUCCCACCGCUGCCCCUUUCUCCAGCCCCCUGCGCACUCUCGACAGCUUCCGAGUCCUGUCUCACCCCUACCAGAGGCCGGAGCUGCUGUGCGCCUUCAGACAUCCUUCCAUGUACACGGGACCGACCCACGGCCUCGGUCCUGGAGGGAGUCCUUGCUCCUGCCUGGCCUGCCACUCCGCUCAGUCCAAUGGCCUGUCAGCCAGGCCCUCUGGCUCGGACUUUGCUUGCUCCCCAACAAGCAGGACAGAAACGUUUGUCACUUUUACUCCUUCAGUGCUCAGCAAAUCCUCACCUGUCACACUGGACCAGAGGGAAGAAGUUCCUCUGACCAGAUAGAGAAAAGAGAACCAUCUGAGCAGUGCGCACAACUAAACUGCUGUAACUGUAAUAUAUGAAUCCAAAUGAAGGACUGUGUGUUGACCGCAUGGACAUUAAAAACAAAACGAUUUCAGGCUUGGGAGGGGGUACAUUAUGGUUUAUUUUACAAUUAAAACCUCCACCAACAUUUCUAUCGUUAUUUAUCUUUUACGCACAAAAUUUUCAGUUCAGGUGCAAGACACCUUCAUAUUUUUUUAAGUAUUUAACAGGCUGCAUGGUCUCAUUAUUCUGCCGCUCCGCACCCCAGAGCCCACAGCGGCGGCCGCGCGGGCCUGAAAUAUGCAAAUUUAAGUCAAAUUAUCCAGAGAUGGAUGUUGAGGGGACCCGGUGAAUUUCUGACUCCUAAAAUAAUGAUAAAACCAUGAAGGGAUCGGUCGCUCUUAUUUAUAAAAAGGUAACAAGGCGUCGGGGGAUCGGAUUAAAGCAGACCGGAUUGACACCAAAUCCUGCAGGAAGACGGGAGAGGAGGACAAUCAGAGCAAAGAUAAUAAAGACGAACAUUUUGAAGAACGACUUUUGAUAUUAUUGUUCUGUUAAAUGCAUUUCAAGCAUGAAUAAAAUGAGUUCAAUUUGAUUAAACGUAAAAAACAAUAAGUUUGUUGCAUCUUGUAAACAAGUUUUUUUAUGUUUUAAAUAAGUUGUAUUCUAAAUUGUUCAUUAAGGUUUUUUAUUUACAAUAAAUUAUGUUUGAGUCAGUGAAGCAAAAGCGUGUUUAUUAUUUUUAUUUUUUUAAAUGUUUUUAAUAAUAUUGAACUAAAUAAAGUUUAGGACAUUUUUUUC
Oryzias melastigma (Indian medaka) is the source of this 2518-nucleotide messenger RNA. It is a transcript of the gene evx1, whose product is annotated as even-skipped homeobox 1. Gene Ontology annotation, cellular component: nucleus. Gene Ontology annotation, biological process: regulation of transcription by RNA polymerase II. Bases 578 to 1696 code for a protein of 372 amino acids. The transcript is spliced from 3 exons. Lineage: Eukaryota; Metazoa; Chordata; Actinopteri; Beloniformes; Adrianichthyidae. Gene Ontology annotation, molecular function: RNA polymerase II cis-regulatory region sequence-specific DNA binding; DNA-binding transcription factor activity, RNA polymerase II-specific. The record is from RefSeq and is a predicted model, not a curated record.